AUGGUCGACCUCUCGGACAAAUCGAGGUGGCUGCGGAAAGACAUUCUUGCUGUCUCCGGCGGCUGGCUUGGGGAGCUAGUCCCUAUAAUCUCAGUUUUCCUGUCGUUUUGGGACAUUUUCGUCCUUGCGUUUCUCUUCAUUCCGUGCUGGAUCAUCUUGAGGGUAUCUGACUCCUUGACGUCAAUGAUUCUCGGCUUUACUUCUGACGUCACGAUACCGCUACAGAAUCAAUUGAAUCCUAAGCGUGAACCAACGCACACGAAGCAUCUUGCUGCUUAUUGGCCAGUCCUCAUUUUUGGCACCGGCAUAGAACUGUUGUGUUUCUUUGUGGUUCAUCCGGACCUUUUCACCCUUGUCGUAUGUAUCAAAUCGACUUUGAUGACGGCACUAUGGCUAGCCCGAAGAGCAGAUGGGAGCUUUGUCGUCAACUCUAUCGGAACACGAGACAUCGGCGCCUCCAACGCUUCGGGACUCGGGAGCAAAACCGCAUCCAGCGGGAGAGAAUUACCUACUAGCAAGAUACCUGGUGCAGAAUCAGGGGAGAAGAAGGAUAAGGAAACUCCUGAACAACGUUGGGAUCGAAAGCUCAAAGCUGCAGGAUAUGAUGACGAAGAGGGACGUAAAGCGAUGAUCGAAUACCUCAAGGGUAUCAAGGACCCAAAGAAGCAGGAAAAGCAGCUGAGAGAAUGGCUCAAGGAGAAGGAUCCGGAAAAGCGAAAGAAGAUCAUGGACAGAGCCAAGCGCAAGAUGGCUGAAAAGGCCCAGGGAACGUCCGCGUCCAAGCUGCCUGGAGGUGAAGCUGCGAUCGGACCUGACGAUGAGGUGUUCUCUCUAGCUCACCGACCGAAUCCGGCGACCUUCGGUAAACCUGGACCUGUCCAUCCUGCUGAUCAUACCGGCAAUCUCAUGCCAGAUUAUGCGCCGGAUGAAGGCCCACAACUCAAGUACGAUGCAGAUACCGGUGGACCAAUCACCGAUUUCGGAGACAAGAUCCCUAAUUCCGCCUCGACUGGCGAUCAGACACCUCCCGCCAAACCUGCCAAACGCGGAUUGCGAGAGCGACUCGGACUGAAGAAAUCUACAGCGUCAGCUCCAAUAGUGCCAGGCAUUAGUGACGAUGACGACAGCGAGGAGAAUGGAUCAAACGAUCCGGGCGCCCAUUGGAAAGGCAUGACUCGUCGACACCCGCCGGAGUCUGCCCCAGCCCCUGGCACUUCUGGGGUCAAAUCAAUGACGAACUAUGGACAGCGGCAAUGGGCUCGAUCACUCAACCUCUCACUGCCACGAUACAAAUAUUCUGGAGACAGCUCCGAUGCGGCUCCGCCUGCUGUUUGGGAGCAGGCUCUGCCUCAAGAUUCGCUCGAAUUGCUGGAUUACUAUCUUCAAGACGCAAGAGUGGAUUAUACAGCUCGAGGACAAUUGUUGAUGGAUCUUUUCGAUCAGAUGGAUCCCAAAUCCGCAAGGGAUCUACACAAGGCGUGGAAGGAGACAUACAAUAGCAAAGAUUGGAAGCGAAUCCUUGCCCCUUACGUUGGUGUCCUGUGGCGACCUCUCAAUCAAGCAUGGGAGGCAAAGGCUGGCGGGGAUCUCGAUGAAGUUCUCAUGGGCAAGCUGGAUCAGAUCAACUGGGUACUGAGGGCUAAGGGCUUCAGAUCCGCGAUUCGACGCGCUAUCAUAAGAGACCUCAUGUCACAGCCCAACGACCAAGCUCACGAUAUGCUCUACGAAGCUCUGAUGGCCCGACUGAGACAGUUGGCUCCUUGCAAUGAAAUGGACGAAGAGAAUGAAGUUCAGAAAGCCACCAGAACGGCUCUGAACACGACUUAUUGGAACAAGACAGACUUCGGUGGUCAAUUUUGCAUGAGCGAAAGGGUGUUCGAAGAUGUAGUCCGAUCGCUUCCGCCUGGUCCUAGGUCAACAGAGGUGAUCCGAUUCCUUAGAAGGCAGGGGACGAAGCAAGCUCUUGAAUUAGCCCUUCAGGAGUACGAUCUCGACAGAGGGCGACGAGCGGGCUUCAAUGCCUGA
This is a messenger RNA of Kockovaella imperatae, 2025 nucleotides long. RefSeq lists its product as hypothetical. The record is from RefSeq and is a predicted model, not a curated record. The transcript is spliced from 5 exons. NCBI's taxonomy places the organism in Eukaryota, Fungi, Basidiomycota, Tremellomycetes, Tremellales, Cuniculitremaceae. Bases 1 to 2025 code for a protein of 674 amino acids.